GAGGGGACCAGGCAGCAGCUGAGCUCAAAAGUGACAAACCCCCGUCCAUCAGUGACCUGGACAGCAUCUUCGGCCCUGUGCCCCCCCCCGGGGCGCCUGCCGGUAGCGCAGAAGACAAAUGGGUCAAUUUUUCCGAUCAAUCCCCGGAUAACGCCUCUCAAGUGGAAGCGGCACCCUGGGAAAAACCGGGGUCCCCACCAGCGGUGCCAGGCAGCCCGGCCCCUGCUGAGUCCUCGCGCCCACUGCCCUCACCACUUCACCUGGAUGAGGUUCACAAGAAGGUUUCGGAGCAAGCCCACCUCAAGGAUGAGAACUCGGAGCCAGUCGCCUCUCCCAAAGAUUUUGGGUUGGGCCCAAGAGCGACCCCGCCGCCCCCUCCACCACCCACCUACCGGACAGUGGUGUCCUCUCCCGGACCGGGAGCCAGCAGCGGCACAGGAAGCACCAGCGGUUCCUCAUCACCGGCCCGCCCUGGCACACCACUGGCUGCCUGUGGCACCCCACCACCACCACCUCCCCGACCCCCUUCCCGGCCCAAGCUGCCCCCCGGCAAGCCCCCCGUCGCUGACGUGUCCAGGCCUUUUAGCCCUCCUAUUCACUCCUCCAGUCCUCCUCCGAUAGCACCUUUAGCCCGUGCCGAAAGUACUUCUUCCAUAUCUUCCACCAAUUCCCUGAGCGCAGCCACCACUCCCACCGUUGAGAAUGAACAGCCUUCCCUCGUUUGGUUUGACAGAGGAAAGUUUUAUUUGACUUUCGAAGGCUCGUCACGGGGCCCCAGCCCCCUGACCAUGGGGGCACAGGACACCCUGCCCGUCGCCGCUGCCUUCACGGAGACAGUCAACGCCUACUUCAAAGGGGCUGACCCCAACAAGUGCAUCGUGAAGAUCACAGGGGAGAUGGUGCUGUCAUUUCCCGCUGGCAUCACCCGACACUUUGCCAACAACCCCGCGCCGGCGGUGCUCACCUUCCGCGUGCUGAACUACAACCGGCUGGAGCACGUCCUGCCAAACCCCCAGCUCCUCUGCUGUGACAACACGCAGAGCGAUGCCAGCGCAAAGGAGUUCUGGGUCAACAUGCCAAAUCUGAUGACUCACCUCAAGAAGGUAUCGGAGCAGAAGCCGCAAGCCACCUAUUACAAUGUGGAUAUGCUCAAAUACCAGGUAUCUGCCCAGGGUAUUCAGUCUACUCCAUUAAACCUUGCAGUGAGCUGGCGGUGUGACCCUGCAAGCACUGACCUCCGCAUUGACUACAAAUACAAUACAGAGGCAAUGACCACACCGGUAGCUCUAAACAACGUCCAAUUCCUCGUCCCCGUCGACGGUGGAGUAACCAAACUUCAAGCUGUGCUUCCUCCUGCAGUCUGGAACACUGAACAGCAAAGGAUAUUGUGGAAGAUCCCCGAUAUCUCCCAGAAGUCGGAAAACGGAGGCGUGGGGUCCCUGCUGGCCCGUUUCCAGCUCGGGGAGGGGCCCAGCACCCCGGCCCCCCUGGCUGUGCAGUUCACCAGCGAGGGGAGCACCCUGUCCAGCUGCGACAUCGAGCUCGUGGGCGCCGGAUACCGCUUCUCCCUCAUCAAGAAGAGGUUUGCAGCAGGUAAAUACUUGGCCGAUAACUGA
Mesitornis unicolor (brown roatelo) is the source of this 1616-nucleotide messenger RNA. RefSeq names its product SH3-domain GRB2-like (endophilin) interacting protein 1 (gene SGIP1). Gene Ontology annotation, biological process: clathrin coat assembly; synaptic vesicle endocytosis; clathrin-dependent endocytosis. The annotation marks the transcript as partial. NCBI's taxonomy places the organism in Eukaryota, Metazoa, Chordata, Aves, Mesitornithiformes, Mesitornithidae. The transcript is spliced from 11 exons. The record is from RefSeq and is a predicted model, not a curated record. Gene Ontology annotation, cellular component: clathrin-coated pit; plasma membrane; clathrin-coated vesicle.